AUGCUUGUGAGAGUGCUCCCCAGGGGAGAGUAUGGCAAGUUUGUCAUCAAUAGACAUCUCGGACGGAUCGAGUCAGCUCCCGAGCCCAUGCUUCUCUACAUGAAAGCACAGCUACACGCAUAUACGUCUUCGGCGUUCCCGGACCCUCUCACUGAACGGACUGGCACUGAAGAGGCAUUACAAUGGCUAAAAUCUGGUAUAUGUCAACCCUGGUCUCCCCUUCACAGUGGACCGGUCAGAGUACUACUCAAGAUCGCGCAGCUCACUGCACAGCAUGAGUAUUAUCCGACUGAUCUCAAAGUCAUGAAAACAGAUCGCUGGGACGUGAGCUUGACCGAAGGUAUACAGCAUGAAAUGUUCAGGCCCGUUGUGGAACAGAUUUUGUCGAUUUCGGCAGAGCUCCAAUCCUUUGCACUCGUUGAUGUCGAUUUUGGUGUACUGCCGCCCGCAGGCGACCAUCACCUGCAUGAUCGGGCCAGGCUUCGCAGACAGGUCUAUGAGCGCUCUUGCGAUAACAGCACAGAUAUACCAAAGGCCUUCGACUGCAAGUACCUGUCGCGCGAUGCCCCGGCAUCUUCUGACCAGCGUCACUUGCAAGUUCUGGAGAUUGUCAACUUUCUCCGGACUUGGCCACAAAGGGCAACGACGACGCAGUGCCUAGCACAGCAACUUUCUCAAAACAUUCUGAUCGGUGGCUUUCAAAAAAGCUGCGAGAAGAACUCAUUGAACGACCGCCUAGGAAUUGACAUUGCGGCAAACUGGGGCUCCUUAGUCAAGUCUUGCCGGGAACAACAAAUCCCCUUCUUGUUGAUGUUCAUGCUGGCACCCAUGUCGUACGGCUCGAAAACUGACUUGAGCCUCGUCAAGACCCUAGCGGCUUUUGCAGUUUACGAGGAACUGAAAGCUAUCGAGCUACCUGCUUGGGUCGAAUAUCGGGACUUCCAGCCCAGUCAAGUCCCUCAGCUAGACAACCUCAUCCAAGCAAUUGGACCGUUCAAAACUCCAGCCCCCAAGAAUGAUAGCGACGAACCCAAAAGCUUUGCCAGUGCCAAACAGCUUCGACGGAUGAGAGACGAGAAAGCAGCCUGGGAUCUCAAGGCCGACAAUGAUUGCAUGUUCUUGGCAAAGUUCUUACUUGCGCAGUGGCCUUGCAUCGAGCCGGGCGUUGCAGACAUACCCAAGCCUUUGCUGGUCGACAUCGAAGCUGCUUUGGGUGCGGUCCGAGUGGAAUGGAAGCGCCUCUACCAAAACAGGGACCUGUGUGCACACUUGAGUACUGUUCAGUCUAUUCUGGAUCAGCACCGAACUGAGACAGACUACGAGGCACCGUGCUUCAUUGCAUCGGAGGAGAGCUUCGGAGACCGGCUACGUGGUGGUGAGAUCCCUUCGCUGAGGCCUGACUUGUUGAGAAAGACAAUUCCGAAUCUUCACAACGGUGGAACGACCAACUUAAAAGAAGCUAUCAAGGUCAAGAUCACUGACCCUAGGGCCGGCCGGCUUGUCGAAUCCUUCCGCCAUCCGGCUCACAUUCGCCAACCAAUCAAGGUCUCAUCCUCAAUAAUGCGAAGUUCUGGGACCAACGUUCUAGCACCGAGCUGGAUUUCCGCGAAGACGACGCUGCUUCCUUCCACCGGGGCCAAUGCCGAACUGAGGAAGAUUGUGUCGAACCUGGCCAACUCGAAGUCGCUGGUCCGCCAGAGAUAUGCGGAGGACCUGGAGAAGAGUCUGGACGCUUUUGUCGCCAGGCAUGCCUCUAAGCACACCAAAGAUGAUACGUCACCAGAUUUUGUUUCCCGAGAAGUUUCUUUGUCGAUUCUUUCGACCCAACGACGCUACAAGGCCAUUGCUCUUGCUCUAGAGAAACCCGACGAGGAUCUCUCUGCUGAAUGCGUGCAUUGGCUCAAGGCCGGUCAGCUUUGGCCUGCGAUCACUACGGUGACCUUGUUGGAACAGCUCCGGUCAACAGCCACGCCCGUUCAGUUCGGUAACUCAGUGUUCGAGGCAUUGCUGGACUUUGGCAUCUCGAUCACAGACGCUCAGCGAGAUCUCCGUAUCAACCAUGCUACUAUGCGUGGCGAUGCUGGAAGAUACGCAGACGAGAUGGCAAACAAGGGCCACUUGAACUGGCAGCCAUCCGAGCAUCCCGAUUGGUUACUUCUCGAAAUCGAAGCAAACUUGAUGAUUCGACCUGAUCAGGUUGACGUCGCCUUGGCUACAAUAUCUCCGGCUUCCGGUUGCAAUUCUGUUUUGCAGAUGAACAUGGGGCAAGCCGGGGUCAUGGUAUGCCAACCGGAGCACAACCUGUCUUUCAUGUUAAGUGGUCUGCAGCGGAUGGUGGACAACAGGAUGCCGGAAGCUGGGCCAAUGAUCAACGUCCAGUCGUGGCUACGCACUCGAUGCCGGGACAUUUUGAACGAGUCGGAUUACACAUUGGCUGUCAGAACGCAGCUCAUCUAUCCUUCCGGCUCACAGAUGACUGUCGAUGGGCAUCCUCAUCGUUGGCAAGUGGCGCAAGACCUCUUACGACUCGUUGACAGACAUCUGUACGCCCUCGCUCACCAGUUUCCGAACUCGAUCGAAGUCAUUCGACGAUCGGGGGGAGGCUUCCCAUUGCUCUUCUUCUUACGAACGGACGUCGAGGAGGCUCUUGUCAAGCUCCUUACUUCAGAUGUGCUACGAGGUGAUGCCGGGAUCCUACAGUUGCAGAACCUUGACGGCGCCGACCGACUUGCUGUCAGGGAGUUUUUAUUCAAUGAAAGACCCCGGGAUGGAACCCUUCAGCGUAUCCGUCAUCUAUGCCCGGACCGGCCCAGCGUCAAGCAGACCAUUUACCUACUACGGGGUAUCUUGGUUAACCGCAUCUUGAUGAUGACUCUGAAGAAGAGAUGGAACGUUCAGUAUGGGCUACAUCCCCUACGAGACCCCAUUGCGGUGCCUUACCACGCCAAAGGCGUCCCAAGUGAGCAGUCUGAGUGGGGACACCCAGAUGUCGCCAUCUUGUUCACAUGUCUGGCAUUCUACUACGACGGCAUCAGUAUCGCCCAACUGACCCAAUCCCUUGAGCAUCUUCUCAAGUCCGAUGAUCCAACAUCUGAAUAUGAUAAGUGGACUCAAAGCAGUGCAAGAUUCCCUGAGCACCUCAAAGCCUGGAACUCGAUCAAUGUUGACGAUGGUCAGCAACUUGGUGAGAUAUGGAAAGCUCUACGGUACAAUAUUACAGCUAUUGAUUACUUCGUGAACAACUUCGUUUUUCCUCAGCAUGCGAAGCAGUUCAAGGUCAAGCUUCAGUCAAAUGGCUGGGAUAUCCCUCUCUUCUCAGUUCACGAAACCGAUCAGUCAACACAAGCAAAGCCAGCAGGACAGAGACUUGCAGCUUCGUCAUCCGCCAUGACAACCGGGUUCAGUGGCACGAACGAUAAUCGUACAAUGCUUCCGCUCACCAUCAUGCAAGACGACCUUCCUGGACUUUCACACACCAAUGCAGAAGUUCUCACAUACCUAUUGCACGACCGGUCUCGAGAGUGCCACAGGGUUAUCGGAACCCGUGGGGCGCGUGCAUCCGAGCCCGAUCUAUUGAGAGAGCUUCAUCGUCGUGGCAUGAGAAUUUUGAUUGAUGCUGGCGCCCAGAUCCUAGAGAUGGACAACGAGACCCUGGCAAAGCAGUGGUUAAUGGUCGACGAGAAAGCUGCCGCGGCUCUGUUCUUUGACCAGAGCAACAAGCCAUGGAUCAUCCAGCGAAGUGGCAGAAAGACGCCGCUCCUCGCCUCCCCAUACGCCGAUGACCUCAGCAAAUGCUUGGUAUACUUGGAUGAGUUCAAGGGCAUCGACUUCUGUCGCCGAAUGCAGGCUGCUAUUGACAAUCCGGACUUUGUCAAAGAUAAGCACCAGCGGGAGGCCUAUCUUGGGACGAUCAAGCAAGACGAGCAACACAGCCUUCAGAAGCUCUACGAGCCGAAACGAAAAAUCAAGGGAACUGGAGAAUUCCAGGCUGGGCCAGACACGAAGAUCAGGGCCUUUGUUAAGGAACUGAAUAAGAGACGCAAGGCAUUCCAAGACACAGGUCGGGCUGUGCAUGCAUCCGCUCUCCAAGAAGUUGAACAAGAACGCGAGGUGGCCUUCGAGGUUGAGACAGUUCGCCAAGUCAAGAAGCCGCAUCAUUAUACAGCCUUGUCUUUCCCUGGACUGCACCCAGAAGUCGAGUCCUUCGCCAAGACAGGAAGAAUACCCGCUGGCGCCCAUACCUUUGUCCCAGCCAUCAAGUCUUUGUCCAAGACUGCGAUAGGCAAGAAGUUCAAGGUCUCGGACCGGUCCUCGCGUUCCAAUCUCUACGUUACUACGGAAUUUGAGCGAACAGUCAAGCUCAGCUUCGACCUGACGAGCGAUAAUUUUCUGAUUGAGCUUGGAAUUUAUGGAGGUCGGCUGUAUUUUGAAUGGGCCGAGUACGACCAGCUCUGCGAGUUCCUUGGCAUCGAUCAGUCACUGCCGCUAUUGAGGUAUCUCGAUCAGGAGGGGUCAGACAGCGACUCUGCCGAUACACAGAGCGGCGAAAAGCACAAGGUGUAUGUGGCGCCUAACGGUCUUACUGCGCGGCCCCUGUCUUUCGUGCAGGAGUGGCUCGCUGCGCGCCGCCGCGGUCAAGACUUCACGUCGACCCCAAUGGGUUUCAUUGCGCAGGGCAAGACUCUUCAGGAUGACCACCCGUUCUUCCGCCAAGUCGUCAUCGAAAAUCAAGAGAAGCUAUUUGCUCCUAUCCAAAGCAAAGAGGAUGACGAAGACGACAACGGCGAUUAUCACAUUGACGUGUUUGCUGUGGAUGGCAUGGGUGCCAAUGAAGAGGAUGAUAGCGAUGCACACGAGGACGAGAUUGAGUACAACGAUUCGGAGAUUGGAAGUGAAGUUGAGGAGGAUUGA
This is a messenger RNA of Colletotrichum fioriniae, 4911 nucleotides long. The record is from RefSeq and is a predicted model, not a curated record. Lineage: Eukaryota; Fungi; Ascomycota; Sordariomycetes; Glomerellales; Glomerellaceae.